Molecule: messenger RNA, 1469 nt
Organism: Heteronotia binoei (common prickly gecko)
Lineage: Eukaryota; Metazoa; Chordata; Lepidosauria; Squamata; Gekkonidae
Product: olfactomedin-like
Exons: 4
Coding region: 114-1469 (451 amino acids)
Biological process (GO): signal transduction
Source: RefSeq, a predicted model, not a curated record
UAUCCUAGGUUACGGCAGAUCAUAUCAUCUUCCAUGAUGUAGGAACACCAACUGACGUGAAUAAUGAGUGUGUUUGCAGUAUAGAGCUCCCUGACACUGCCUUUCCUACGCAUAUGGUUGUUUUCCUGCAAGAUGCCUUUGCGAAUUUCACCACUGAUACUGAGCACGAGGUAGAAAAGAUUACAGCAAUCCACUUCAGAAUUAUAGAAUUUCAGGAUAAACUGAAAAACCUGACUGAUACAAUAAGUAAGUACGAAGGGAAAGGCUUUAAGGAUGAAGCAGACUAUCAGAAAGUCAAAGACGCCAUCGAUGAGUUGGACAAGAUUGGCAAAGAGCUGAAUACCAUUCUGAAUAAAACUGAUUUGGGGAUUGAAGACAUGCUCAACAAGGUCAACAACAUCUCUAGCAUGGUUUGGCAGCUGGAAACUUUUGAUGAAAACAAUGUGCUGGUAACAUUAAGGGAAAUUGAUACACUCCGUAAACAACUGGCUGAUUGUGAAGAAGCUGCUGGGAAUCCCAACUUUGGUCUGCCAUCUGCUCAGCUCACACGUCCUGAGAUUGGAACUUGUGAUGACAAAAUCUUGUUGAAUAUUAGCAAACCAUUCAUAGUGAAACUCAACUGGCGAGGGUUCAGUUACAAAUAUGGUGGCUGGGGCAAGGACUUUGCCUUGGGGACCAAGAAUCCAGACACAUACUGGGUUGCUCCACUCAACACAGACGAACGUUUAAUGGAGACCUAUCGCAUCUACAGCACCUAUAAAGAUCUACUAUUAUACAGAAACCAGGUGGAAAGAAGCCUUUCCCAGCACAUUGGGCUCACCUGGAACUACAUCAACUGCGGACAAGGGAGUGGGAUGAUCUUGUACAACAAUAGCUUCUUUUACAACUGCUACAACUCCAGGAACCUGUGCAAGCAGGAUCUGAAAAACAAUCACAUUAAACGUGCGAAAGUGGAUGAUGCUGUUUUCAACAACUGGUUCUCCUACAGUGGUGUCAAUUGGCAGGACUUUGACUUUGCUGGUGACGAGAAGGGCUUGUGGGUAACGUAUUCCACCGAGAAGAGUAAAGGGAAGCUAAUCAUUGGGAAAGUAGAUCCUAAGACUCUGAAAAUACGAAAGACUUGGCAAACCUCACUGAACAAGCCUGAAGUGACCAACACAUUCAUGAUCUGUGGGGUACUGUAUGCCCUCAAGCGAGUGAGCGCACAUAAGGAAUUAAUAUUUUAUAGCUACGACACCAAUACAAACAAAGAAAACAGAUUAGAAAUUGUAAUGGAGAAACUGUCGGACACAGCGCAAAGUGUGAGCUACAACCCCAACGAUCACAAGGUAUACAUGUACAAUGAUGGCUACCUUGUCACUUACGACAUGAUGUUCAACUACCAUCCCCCCAAAACAAAUCACACUGUGCCUCCCAAAGAAAGGGCUGUUGUAGCUAGAGGAGGCAGGCGACAAUUUGCAAUGUUAUGA